Messenger RNA from Ilyonectria robusta, 621 nucleotides. RefSeq lists its product as uncharacterized. NCBI's taxonomy places the organism in Eukaryota, Fungi, Ascomycota, Sordariomycetes, Hypocreales, Nectriaceae. Bases 359 to 526 code for a protein of 55 amino acids. The transcript has a single exon. The record is from RefSeq and is a predicted model, not a curated record.
CUCACUCUCCCGGGGCCCGUUGGCAGGGGGGCCGUCACCUCAGAGAGCGCUGGAAUGGACGGGAGGAGACGGGAGGGCUGGGGGGAUCUGCACCCUGCACUUGCGUAGCAAUGCAUGCCGAUGGAAGGCUCGAGAGUGAGGAUGCCUGAACCACCAGGCCAAGACGCCGGUCCUGCAUCUCUGACACGGCUUACGCGUUGGUGACGGCUCACACACCGCGACUCAGAGGGCUAGAAGCCCAACGAGAAAAGAAGACUUUUUCUUCUCAGUCCUGGUACAGGCCACUGCAAGCCAUCCAACGCUAGCUGUAGGGCCUGUGAGGUGGCACCGUGGCAUGGCAGUAAAUGGCGAACGGUGAAUGGAGCAGCUAGUGGCCAGGCUCCGUUUCACAGGCUUGUGCGACUGUCCACUCUCCACUCAUCCACGGCGGAGUUUACCAGCUCACCACCCGCCACCCGACAACCAGCCUGCAGGGUCGGCAUCUUGCUUCCCAUUGGCCCCAAGUACCUCAGAAAUCCCGCGAUGACCCAGGGACGUGAGGCCACCGAUUGGUCGCCCCCUGGCGGACCGCCAUCCGGUACCUUGCAUGGCCGAGAGCACAAAGUCAGAGCUGGUGACAAG